AUGUGACGUCACUGAUAAGCAGCAGCGUCAACCUUCCGCCUCCCAGACGAGUGAACAGUGAAAAUAGCGCUCAGGAUUUUUCCUCCAGCAAGCGCAGGCGUUAAACGCUCCCCUGCAGUCGCCUUGGAUGCACACGAGGGUUCUGGCAGUCUGUUUCUCCCUCUAGGUUUUAACACGGAACCUCAAGAAUGAGCGACGGGGAGUGUGACUUCUUCUGCUUCUUCCGCUGCUGCUAAACACACUCUUCACACGCCCCUGACGUCAGCAGGAAUCUGGACAGUGACAUCUGUGGAAAGGGACGGCUCAAGGACUCCGUGCUUCAUCCAAGCCAUUUCAGCAGAUCGGACCGCUGCCCACCGACAGGUAGGCGGUCGGUCUACCUGUGCGGGUCGUCGCAUCGGUCGACUGGAUGUCUGUGGACAUGAACAGCCAGGCGUCUGACAGCAAUGAGGAAGACUAUGGGGUUAACUCUGAAGAAGAUGAUGACGAUGACGGGGGAGAGGAGGAGGAUCAAGGUGACCUGGAAACGUACUAUGACGGCGUGGCGAGCGACGUGGAGCAGCAGGGAGCAGACUCUUUUGAUCCUGAGGAGUACCAGUUCACCUGUCUGACGUAUAAAGAGAGUCAGAGGGUGCUGACGGAGGAGGUGCACAGGGUGGCAGAAGCUCUGAAGGUUUUACCAGCGGUAGCGAAAUUAAUUCUGGUGCAUUUUCACUGGCAAGUUUCACAGAUAUUGGAUCGAUACAAGUCCAACUCAUCUCUGCUGCUGUCCGAAGCACUCGUCCAGCCCAGCAGCUCCUCCAGAUCCAUCCCUGCGCCCCAGUCCCUCCAGUGUGGUGUGUGUCUACAGAUUGUUCGGAGAGACUCCCUGCUGGCGCUUCCUUGCCAGCACUCCUUCUGCAAGGCAUGCUGGGAGCAGCACUGCACAGUGCUAGUCAAAGAUGGCAUGGGCGUGGGUAUCUCAUGCAUGGCUCAGGACUGUUCCCUGCACAUGCCUGAAGACUUCGUCCUGCCGCUGCUGCCCGGAGAGGAGCUGAAGGACAAAUACAAACGCUACCUCUUCAGAGACUAUGUGGAGAGUCAUUUCCAGUUGCAGCUGUGUCCUGGUGCGGAUUGUCCCAUCGUCAUCAAGGUUCAGGAGCCGCGGGCGCGGAGGGUGCAGUGCAGCCGCUGCAGCGAGGUCUUCUGUUUCAAAUGCCGCCAGAUGUAUCACGCGCCCACAGACUGCGCCACCAUCCGGAAGUGGCUCACCAAAUGUGCCGACGACUCGGAGACUGCAAACUACAUCAGUGCACACACUAAAGAUUGUCCAAAGUGCAAUAUCUGCAUCGAGAAGAACGGAGGGUGCAAUCACAUGCAAUGUUCCAAGUGUAAACACGAUUUCUGCUGGAUGUGUCUGGGCGACUGGAAGAACCACGGCAGCGAAUACUACGAGUGCAGCCGCUACAAAGAAAACCCCGAUAUAGUCAACCAGAGUCAGCAGGCUCAAGCCAGGGAGGCGCUAAAGAAAUACCUCUUUUACUUUGAGAGGUGGGAGAAUCACAACAAGUCUCUGCAACUGGAGGCUCAGACGUAUCAGAGGAUCCAGGAGAAGAUCCAGGAGAGAGUGAUGAACAACCUGGGCACCUGGAUCGACUGGCAGUACCUUCACAAUGCUGCCAAGCUCCUGGCCAAGUGUCGCUACACACUGCAGUACACGUAUCCCUACGCUUAUUACAUGUCGGGCCCUCGCAAGAAACUGUUCGAGUAUCAGCAGGCACAGCUCGAGGCGGAGAUCGAAAACCUGUCGUGGAAGGUGGAGCGGGCCGACACCUACGAGAGAGGAGUGGUGGGAGGAGAGGGGGAGCUCAGUGCCAGUGACAGAGGGGAGCUGGAGAACCAGAUGCACAUUGCUGAGCAGAGGCGACGCACACUGCUGAAAGAUUUCCACGACACCUAAAGCACCAGCUUCUCCUCUUCUCUCGUCCUCUUUUCGUUUCUCCCCAUGACCAUCCGUCAGUGCCGCCUUGCUGACCCCGACCCAUCCCCUUCACACGCCCCCCCCAUUGGUGAUCUCCACUGGCUCAUGUGCCGUUUCUUCUCCCUCCUUCAUCUCACUUCUUAAAUGCUGCAGGGUCACAGAACGGCACGAUUGUAUCUCCUCACUCACUUCCAUCUGGUGGCUUCAGAACAUCUUGUGAUUACACUUGUUUCAGCCCUUCAUAUCUGAGGUUCGAGGUCCUCUCCUCUCACCAACGCAUGGAUCCUUGCUCUUGCUCACAAGUGUCGACUUCUUGGUUGGUUGUUAUUCCUGCCAUGUUCCAGUAUUCAUGAGAGACACUAGAGGGGGAUGAAGUCCAAGACAUGAACCCAGUAAGUUGCUGCUAGCAGUCAUUUUCCGGCAGUCGUUUCUUUCUCUUCCCGGUGAGAUGCAAAAAAAAAAGUUGUACUUUUCUCCACACGUCGUCAUUUGCAA
Molecule: messenger RNA, 2455 nt
Organism: Synchiropus splendidus (mandarinfish)
Lineage: Eukaryota; Metazoa; Chordata; Actinopteri; Syngnathiformes; Callionymidae
Gene: arih2
Product: ariadne homolog 2 (Drosophila)
Exons: 15
Coding region: 410-1939 (509 amino acids)
Biological process (GO): positive regulation of proteasomal ubiquitin-dependent protein catabolic process; protein polyubiquitination; ubiquitin-dependent protein catabolic process
Cellular component (GO): cytoplasm; ubiquitin ligase complex
Molecular function (GO): ubiquitin protein ligase activity; ubiquitin conjugating enzyme binding; zinc ion binding
Source: RefSeq, a predicted model, not a curated record